Molecule: messenger RNA, 2707 nt
Organism: Glycine soja
Lineage: Eukaryota; Viridiplantae; Streptophyta; Magnoliopsida; Fabales; Fabaceae
Exons: 9
Coding region: 204-2369 (721 amino acids)
Molecular function (GO): nucleotidyltransferase activity
Source: RefSeq, a predicted model, not a curated record
AGUUUCCUUAGUGCUUUAAUUGGUCUGAGUUUAGACAUUGAGGCUCAGAGCUUGCAACCCAGUUGCAUUGUGAAGCAAAAGCUAGAAACUUUCUGGAGUUUGUGUUGUAAAUUUUUCUUUCCCGGAACUUUGUGGGAGAAAUUCUGUCACCCCCAACAAAGUGUUUUUUGCUUGCAGAUGUUUAAGUUAUAAUAUCUGCAACUAUGGAUAGUAAACGAGAAAAUUUGUUAUUAUCCUCAUUACCUAGACAACUGUUAUCAAUUGAUGAAGAAUUAUGGCGGAUGACCGAAGAGAGGAUACAAGAGAUACUAUGGACAAUUCAACCAAAUGUAUUAUCUGAGAUGAAUAGAAAGAAUGUUCUUAAUUAUGUUCAAAAGCUGAUUGGAGAUUACUAUGAUACAAAGGUUUUUCCAUUCGGUUCUUUUCCACUAAAAACUUAUCUUCCUGAUGGAGAUAUCGACUUGACGGUUAUUAAUCAUGAAGACGAAGAGGAGAAUUUGGCAAAAGAAAUAUGCACUAUACUUGAAUGUGCAAAUGACCUUAUAUACCAAGUAAAAGACAUAGAACAUAUACGUGCACAGGUUCAGGUUGUGAAAUGCACAGUGAAAAAUAUACCAAUUGACAUUACUUUCAAUCAGAUGACUGGACUUUGUACUCUAUGCUUUUUGGAGCAGGUUGACCAACUUGCUGGAAAGAACCAUAUUUUCAAACGCAGUAUUAUCUUAAUCAAGGCAUGGUGUUGCUACGAUAGUCGACUUCUUGGUUCACAGCAUGGCUUGUUAUCAACAUACGCAACAGAAGUAUUAGUCUUAUAUAUUAUCAAUCGUUUUCAUGCAUCAGUGCGUGAUCCUUUAGAGGUUCUAUACAUAUUUUUUGACUACUACGGCACAUUUGAUUGGGAGCAUAAUUAUAUGAGUAUAUGGGGUCCAAAAGCCUUAUCAUCCCUUCCUGAAAUUGUUGAUAGACCAGAAUGUGAUCAGGAUGAAUUCUUGCUCCAUAAAGAGUUUCUCAUAAACUACAGGGAUAUUUUCUCUUCCAAAGCAAAGUCAUCCGAGACUACGACCAAUACAUUUCCCGUUAAGCACAUAAACAUCUUGGAUCCUCUAAGAAAUGAUAACAACCUUGGUCGCAGUGUCAACGAAGCCAGUUUUCAUCGAAUAAGAUUUGCUCUUUCCUACGGUGCUAAAAAGUUUAAGCAGAUCUUCACGCUCGCAGGAGAAAACAUGGGUGAGGCACUGGAGAAGUUUUUCUUCGACACUUUGCAAAGGAAUGGGAAAGGAGAAAGGGCAGAUGUAGAUGUUCCUGUUUCUCCAUUUGGUACUGGAAGAUAUGAAAAGUCUGUCCUCGAUGGAGAUUGUGAUAGUUACUAUGGUGGCUCACAAUAUGCUCAACAAUAUCCUAAUUAUGCCAUGCCAACAACAACUAUACAUUCCAAUUCUCCAUCAUCACCUUCUCAGGACGAUAUCCUUGCACUAUCUACACAACAAAAUUGGAGUGAAGGUGAUCUCCUUGCAUUAUCAACACAACAAAACUGGAGUAUGUAUUAUCAAAGCGUUUACAAUGGAUAUAUCCCAGGACAAACACUUUUUCAUCCAACUUACAACUUUGAAGAAGGAGGAAGAUCACGAGGAACAGGCACAUAUAUACCUGACUUGAAUUAUAAUUGCUACUGGGAUAUACGUGCAAAGGUGAACAGGCCAAGGAGAUUUCCUUCUGCAAAGCACAAUGCAUUGCUCAAAUCAUGUCCCAAAAGGAAAGAAGCGGAGGAGGUUCAUUUUGAGACAAACAUGAAUGAUAAUUCAAAACCGUUUGAGCUUUCAAAUGAAGACUUCCCCCUUAUUCUAGGCAUUCGCAAGGCUACAUCGCCAACACAAGCACAGGAGUCAGCUCCAUUUGCAAAUGUUCAUUCUGAGACAAACAAGGAUGGUGGUAACUCAAGGUUCUAUGAGCCCUCAAAUGAAACACAUGCCAAAGAGCCUGCUCUGCUGGCAAAGGUUCUUUCUAAGACAGACAAGCAUAGUAAUCCGUGGUCGUUUGAGCUUGUAAAGGAAGAUUUUCCUCUUCUUCCAAAGGUUUGUUCUGAGCCACGCAUGGAUGAUAAUUCAAAGUCUUUUGAUCUCUCAAAGAAAGAUUUUCCCCCUCUUCAACGCAGUCACAAGAUUGUUCCAUCAAAGUCUAAUCAGCCAACUAAGUAUGAGAAAAUUUCAUCAUCCUCUAAAGAGUCUAAAUUGAAAAAUGUUGAGUUUGGAACUCAUAAGCUUUCACAAUCACUGGCAGAACAAAGUAUGUCAACAAAGGGUGAGAAAGAAAUUUCUGGUGUUUCAUCAUCCCAGGAAACUAAGCUGGUAGUUCCAAAGGUGGCAUUGUAGGGUAAAAAGGAAUCUCUCGAGAGGAAUGAGAAGAUGGAUUGACCUUUGACAAUGUUAACUUUUGAUAUUUUGUAUGAUAUUAAGGACACAGAGUUCUAGUGUGUUGCUUUGUUCUCGAUGGUUUCAUCUUCCCAUCUAGUAACUUGAAAUAAUAGUUAAAUGCUUUUUUCCUUUUCCUUUUUAGAUGUGAAAGAAAACUAGGGUGAAAAUAGAUUGUAUAGUCUCAAACUUCAUUGGAAAAAGCAAUUGGUAGGGAUGUUAACCAACUUUGUUUUGCUUUGAUUGAAAUUACUUAUCAUUACUCUUAGGGACAAAUGACAUCUUUGUGAUCCGAUGAA